AUGGAGGACAUUGGGUUUUUCGACGACUUCUCUGGCACUGUGGUCACCUUUCCGGCGAAUCAAAACACCCCUUGGACCCAAACAUGGGUCAUCGGAGAACAAAUAUCAGAGCGUUUUCACCGUGUUGACGAAGUGGAUGUGGCCCGCAAACUCGGGCCAUCGAGAGCCACGAUAGAGUUCGAAUGCCACCGCGAGAAUGACCUCAAGAAAGGCGUCAUGCGUAUCUACCUUCAAGUCCCAAACUUAAAAACGGAGUUCCGAACCCCUCAUCGCCGCGCAGAACAGGCGAUUGCAUCACCUACGCAUUUAGGGAUUGAGUCACUCAAAAAACUUCAGCUUAUGGGCUCUACCGUAGCACCGAAACUCCUCGCCGUGCACCAAGAUAAACAAAGUGACACCGGUGCUGUGCCAGGGGGAUAUAUCAAUUACCUUGUGUGGGAGAAGGUGCCCGGGGAGAGCUUCGACAUCAACUGGUUCUGGGGGCUCUCAGAUAAGUCGCGUGCUGAUAUUCGUUUGAAAUUCAAGGCGCUCUACAGUGAGGUUUUAGCGCUUGGCAUUCAGAUUUUCCCCCCAGUGCCAUCGAAAAUCAUCUACGACUUUGAGACUGCAACACAUUCUAACCUGAUUCUAUUUCGGCACCUUGGAGGUCUUGUAAUGGCCACAGAGAAGGGAGAUCCGCUGCAAUGGGAUGACAUAUUAUAUGACCAGUUUCAUCUGUUAAAUGCUCCCAAUCUGAAAAGUUACCAGGGCGGUCCCGACUGGGUCUGGUAG
Molecule: messenger RNA, 771 nt
Organism: Penicillium psychrosexuale
Lineage: Eukaryota; Fungi; Ascomycota; Eurotiomycetes; Eurotiales; Aspergillaceae
Exons: 3
Coding region: 1-771 (256 amino acids)
Source: RefSeq, a predicted model, not a curated record